Amphibalanus amphitrite is the source of this 6299-nucleotide messenger RNA. RefSeq lists its product as uncharacterized. Gene Ontology annotation, biological process: proteolysis; DNA integration. The coding region runs from base 345 to 5822 and encodes 1825 amino acids. NCBI's taxonomy places the organism in Eukaryota, Metazoa, Arthropoda, Thecostraca, Balanomorpha, Balanidae. Gene Ontology annotation, molecular function: nucleic acid binding; aspartic-type endopeptidase activity. The transcript has a single exon. The record is from RefSeq and is a predicted model, not a curated record.
UGUACCGUACAGUGAUUGACCGCUAGCGACAUCUAUUAGUUGGAUUGGGUUGUGCGGAUUGUGGCCGCUGCCGACUGUGGCUCUGUUAGCUGCGACUUUGGUAUGUGGCGCGCGGUGAUUGGCCUUGACCCCGAGCAGCUGUGCCACGCCCGCGCACAGACAGCUGUUUUCGUUUUUUUGUGUGGCAUUGUGGCUUUUUCUGUUGGCACGGUUGGAGGCGUUUCCCCAAUACAGUGCAUCGGAUUUUUGAUUCUGCUUGGUCUUCUUCGCCUGCUACGGCCCGGCCCGACCCUGCGAUUCAGCGGUCGACUUUAUUCGGAAACAUUGGUGCCGAAACUGUCGGGAUGGCGGAGGAGAGGAGCAGAAUAGCGGCUAAGGGCUGGCUGACCCGCGCUGGGUCCAAGAUGGAGGCGUUGUUAUGCCGAGAAGACGCGGGUUCCGACGAGUGGCGUUUGGAGGCGCAGAUCGUGGAAUCUGAAUUCCUGAAGCGGCUCGAUGCGUUUGAUGCUGCUCAGGCCGCGUUUGAAGCCAGCCUGAACGACGAGGAAGAGCUCAUGAAAGAUAUCGAGCGGAGUGCAGCGUUCCGUGACACCUUCACCGGUCUGCGCGCUCGCUUCCGUAAGGCUCUGACGGCUGAUCAGGAGCCGGCUCUCAGCUCGUCCUCACAUGGACAGGCAAUGAAGCUCCCCAAGUUAUCACUGCCGACCUUUGAUGGUGAUGUGAGGGGCUGGCCUAUGUUUUGGGAAUCAUUCUGUGCUUGUGUGGAUCAAGCUGAACUUCCUGACGUGUCUAAGUUUUCUUACCUUCGGUCACUACUGAAGGGGGAGGCCUUGAAGGCUAUCAGUGGCUUGGUGCUCACUGGCUCAAGCUACAAGGCGGCCUGUGACAUCCUCCGUCAGAGGUAUGGCCGCCCAGAGAGACUCGUCUUUCUUCACAUUGAGGCGUUGCUGAAUGUGAGCCUGAACCAAUGUGAUCUGCAACAUCUGCAGGAUGAACUGAUGUCCCACAUCAGAAGUUUGGAGGGCCUUGGUGUUGAAGGGGAGAAGUUCGGAGUAUUCCUCACCCCCUUGGUGCUCUCUAAGCUCCCUGAAGAGGUCCGACUGGAGUGGGCAAGAGGUUCGGAGGGAAGAGAGAGUGAUCUGGAGUACCUCCUCCAGUUCCUUGCCUCGGAGAUUCAGAGGAGGGAGCGCUCUGGCAACUACUGCCACCUGGAGCGGGUGGAUCACUCUGCUGCUGCUGCUCCUGCUGAGGGUGGCCGCCGAUCGUCUUCUGGACAGCCUGGUGGUCGGCUGGGUGGCCGCCCUGCUCGGGCUCCCGGCCGCCUCAGGCAGUUCACUGGGAAGCCAUCACCUGCUGGUUCUACAGCUGCUGCUCUGCAGGCCUCAUCUGAGACCACCUGUGGCUUCUGUCAGGGACCUCACCUAUCAGAUAAGUGCAAAGAUUGGCUUAAGUUAACGCGUGAAGAAAGAUUUGAGAGGGUCAGAGGGGCUAGACUGUGUUUUAGCUGUCUGUCAUCUAGCCACAUGGCUAGAUCUUGCUCUGUUAGAUGUAAGGAGUGUGGUCGUAGACAUCACACCAUGUGCUGUCUUAGAAGGGAGGGUGUCCGGGACUCUGAUCAGAGUAGGGCUGGACCUGAGGCACCCACUGAGAGGCAGCCCCGUGACGCUGACACAGCCUCUGCCUCUCUGUCUUCUCAUACGGGAGGGGAUCAUGUGUUGCUUCCCACUGCUACUGUGCGGGUGAUUGGGAAUGAUGGGAAACCUGUGUUUGCUAAACUGAUCAUGGAUUCUGGGGCUGAUCGCUCCUUUGUGUCUGAGGGGCUACUGAAAAGGGUCAAGGGGACAUGGAAGGGCUCUGUCGAGAUGGCAUAUGCUGCCUUUGGUGGUGGGAAACAGGACGGUGUUUAUGAUAAGUUCGAGUUACAGCUUGCUGCUGCAAAUGAGUCUGUGUCAUCUGUUCACAGGAUUGAGGCAGUGCGCGUUCCAGUGAUAUGCGCACCUCUGAGACGCCCUGUUGUGCCAGCUCAGCUCCUGAGUGCCUUCUCACACCUGCCGCUAGCUGAUACGUACUCAGACGACCAGGACCAGCAGAUACGAGUAGACAUCCUGGUGGGACAGGACCAGUACUGGGAUCUGGUGAGAGCUGGCCUGUUCCGCAGUCCGGAUGGCCUGGUAGCUCAGGAGACUGUCUUUGGGUGGGUGUUGUUUGGCAGGGCUGAGGGUCCCCCUGGGAGCCCGUCUGUUGGAGGUGGGGCCUCAUGCCAGCUGCUGACCAUGACAGAUGUGCCUGUGGGUAGAAACCUGUGGUCUAUGGGUGGCUCUGGGGACACUGUAGGCCUGGGGGAUGCCACUGGUCUGGAGGACACUGCUGAGCCUGAUUUGAUACAGGAGUUUAAGGAGUCUGUGACCUAUGAUGAUGGCAGGUACGUUGUGAAACUGCCCUGGAGAUCUGAUGGUUUGGUGUCAAAGCUGAGUGACAACAGAGAGGCCGCUGAGGCUCGUCUUUCCAGUUUGUCCAGGAAGUUAGAUGGGAACCCCCUGCUGAGGGAGAGAUAUGAUUGUGCCUUGAGGGAAAUGGAGACCUCUGGUGUGAUUUGUGAGGUCCCAACUGAGGAGAUGUGCUCUGAAUUCCCAGUCUAUUACAUGCCACAUCGCCCAGUGGUGAAAGAGACUAGUAGGGGGAUGAAAGUGCGCCCUGUCUUUGAUGCAUCUGCCCGAGGCUACAAUGGUUUGUCAUUGAAUGACUGCGUGGAGCUAGGGCCGGCGUUGAUUCCCAGUCUGCCGGAGGUUCUCCUGCGGUUCAGGAGAUGGCGAUUCGGCUUCUCCGCCGACAUCGUCAAGGCUUUUUUGCAAGUCAGGCUUGCACGUGAGGACCAGGACGUGCACAGGUUCUUAUGGCUCUGUGAGGGCAGAGUUAGGGUGAUGCGCUUCCAGCGCGUGACGUUUGGUGUUGCUUGCAGUCCCUUUUUGCUUAAUGCAACUGUUCAACACCAUCUGUCCCAGUAUGGUGAUGAGCCUGUGGUGCAGGAGAUGAAAGAGAACUUCUACAUGGACGACCUGCUUUCAGGAGCGGACUCGGAGGCAGAGGUUGUAGCCAUGUUCAGGGAAGCGCGCUCCAUCAUGGGAGCUGCUGGGAUGGAGCUGUCAAAGUGUUCGUCCAACUCUGCUGUUCUCUUCGGUGAGCUCGAAGGUGGCUCAGUCAGUGACAGCGUGAAGGUGCUUGGUGUGACUUGGUGGCCCGACGACGACACUUUCUCCUUUGUAGGUCAACUCCUCCCUGAUGAUGUUGUCCCAACGAAACGUGUCCUGCUUAGUCUGAUUGCUAGACUGUUUGACCCUCUCGGGUUCCUGACUCCGUUCACAAUGCUCGCUAAAUGCCUUUUCCAGGACCUGUGGGAGCAGGGUUCUGGGUGGGACGAGCCGCUUCGGGGCGGCGAUGCUGAGUUGUUCAGGAGCUGGGUGGACGGUCUUCAGCUGCUGCAGCGGCACCGGAUCCCACGCUGCUACUCAGCUGGCGGUGGACCUGACUGGUCCUCUGAUGCACGUAAGGAGUUGCACGUUUUCGCUGACGCGUCGCCUAAGGGCUAUGGUGCAGUGGUGUACAUUCGCCUCUCACUGCCUGAUGGGUCCAGUUCUGUGUCAAUGGUGAUGUCAAAGGCCAGAGUGGCUCCUCUGAAGAGGCAGACGUUACCUCGGCUGGAGCUGAUGGCUUGCCUGAUGGCCAGUCAGCUGGUUGAGUUGGUACGAAAGGCUCUGCGUUUGCCUGACGGUGCCUUGUGUACAUGCUGGUCUGACUCGAUGAUCGCCCUCGGAUGGCUGACAGGUGAUCCUCGGAGGUGGAAGCCCUUCGUGGCCAGCCGAGUGCGCCAGAUCCAGUCUCUGACGCCUGUGGCGUGCUGGCGUCAUUGCAGCUCAUCCGACAACCCCGCAGACCUGCUGACGCGGGGCAUGUUGGCCGAUGAUUUGCUCGUGUCUCGGCUGUGGCGCUCUGGUCCUGACUGGCUUCGUGUAGCCGCCCAGCCGCUCCAGGUCAGCGACGGGACGGCGUCCUGGGUGGACGCCUCGGAAUCGGCGCAGCUUCUGAUCCGAGAAGAGAUGGUGGCUGUUUCUGGUGAGCCGGCGCGUGAGGUCGGUGACCUCCGCGGCGUCCUGUGUGACGCGAGAGUGCAAACAGUCCUUUCGGAGGAUGCUGCUGCACCAUGUGCCCCCACUGAUGUCGGAGAGGGGAAGUUGCUGUGUUCUGACGACGCAGUGGCGGCUGAUGGGGCACCAGAUCCGCGGGUGAGCCCGCCCCCUGACGGAGGAGUCGGUGCGGCGGCGCCGCCCCGUGCCGAUGGUCCAAGUGACCGUGCUUCUGUCCAGACGAGGUUGUUAGACCUCGACAGAUUUGGAUCACUGAACAAGGCCACCCGAGUGAUGGGUUGGGUUCAGAGAUUUGUCCGGAACGCUCGUGGUGUGAACCGCUGCAGCGAGCAAGACCUGACGUGUGCUGAGAUGACUGAUGCGCGGAACGCUCUGUUUCGCCUUGUACAGGUUGAGAGUUUUCAUGCUGAGAUGACAGCUCUGAGGAUGGGUGGUAGAGUUCCAGCCAGCUCGCCACUUCACAGGCUCUCGCCCUUCUUGUCUGAUGGUCUGCUGCGUGUUCAAGGGCGACUCCAGUUUAGUCAGCUAUCUUAUGAGGAAAAGCAUCCUAUUAUUUUGCCCAAGGGGCACUUGUCGUACUUGCUCGUUCGUGAGCAGCACCACCUCAUGCAUCAUGCUGGUGUAGCCACCCUGCUGACUGCUGUGAGAUCUGAGUUUUGGGUGCUGGGGCUCAGAGCCAUUGCUCGCCGCGUCGUUCGUGGCUGUCUGGCGUGCCGUUGGCAGGAUGCCAGGGCCGGUUCGCAGCAGACCGCCCCUCUGCCGCGGGAUAGGGUGUCUCCUGCCCCGCCAUUUUCAGUCACUGGCGUGGACUUCGCAGGGCCACUGUUUUCUGUUGAUUUCCCACGGAAGAAGUUAUACGUUUGUCUAUUUACCUGCGCGGUCACUCGUGCCGUGCAUUUGGAGCUGACCGAAUCGCUGUCGCUGCCGCAUUUCAUGCUGGCGUUCCGCAGGUUUGCUGCUCGGAGAGGUGUGCCGUCCACUGUCUAUUCCGACAACGCGACCACCUUCAAAGGCGCCGACGUUCAGCUUCGCAAGUACUUUGGGCGGCUCUCUCCUUGUUGGAAAUUCAUCGCCCCCCUCUCCCCGUGGUGGGGGGGUUGGUGGGAACGUCUGAUACGUUCAGUCAAGGUCGCGCUUCGUAAGUCACUGGGAAAGCGCUGUCUGACGCGCAUUGAAUUGGAAACCGUGCUGAGUGAGGUCGAGGCUUGCAUUAACUCGCGACCACUCACCUUUCAGGGUGACACUCCAGAUUGUCCGGGACCUCUGACGCCAAACCAUUUUUUGACUGGGCGCAGUGUAGGGUUUCAGGCCAGGGCGGCCGAGGAUCCGUCUGCCGUGACUGCGCGGGCGUUGAGUGACAGGGCACGGGUCUGUGAGAUGCGCCUGUCCAAGUUUUGGGCUGCCUGGAGGAAUGAAUACUUGAGGACUCUACCGCCCGCAGUGAGCGGUAAGGGACAGGGUAAGCUAGAGGUGGGCUCACCUGUUCUGGUGCACGAGGAGGGGACCCCCCGGCUUAAGUGGGAUAUGGGGGUGGUUACUCGCGUGUUCCCUGGGAGGGACGGCUUGGUCCGGUCUGCUGAGGUGAGAACCCCUGGUGGUCUGAGAACGAGGUCUGUACAGCGGCUUCAUAACCUUGAAGUCCUUCCAUCCUCUCUUCCUUCACCCGGGUGUCCUGCCUGAGUGCCUCUUGCAGGUCCCUCGCGCACUGCCUCAGUGGUAGGCAUUUUAAAUAUCAAGUCGUGUUACGUUUCAGUGGUGUGUCUGUAUGAAAUGUUUGCACUUUAUUUGAUGUAGGUAGUGAACAUAUGCAUUGUUCACGGCUCUGUUUCUGUUAUUCAUUGGCUCUGCCAAGAGUCGGCGGGAGGGUGUUGAAUAUUGUUCAGUACCGUACCGUAUCGUUAAGCGCCUGUACCGUACAGUGAUUGACCGCUAGCGACAUCUAUUAGUUGGAUUGGGUUGUGCGGAUUGUGGCCGCUGCCGACUGUGGCUCUGUUAGCUGCGACUUUGGUAUGUGGCGCGCGGUGAUUGGCCUUGACCCCGAGCAGCUGUGCCACGCCCGCGCACAGACAGCUGUUUUCGUUUUUUUGUGUGGCAUUGUGGCUUUUUCUGUUGGCACGGUUGGAGGCGUUUCCCCAAUACAGUGCAUCGGAUUUUUGA